CUACGCUGGUUUACAUGUCAGAGAACUUGAGCUGUAGGGAGUGACAGACAGAGGUAGUGAACUUUACAUAGAGCCUGAUCCAUGUCUGUAGUCCAUGCGCUCCCUGUGUGGCAUGCUUCCCUGUGACUUCCUGUAGGAGAGGAAUCUAGGGAAGUUAUCCGUCCGGUCCGCGUGAGGUGCACAGGACCUUUGAGUGACUCCAUAUAUAACAAAGUUGAAACUUGAAUACCAUACAUUCGUCUUUGUCUUCCUGACAGUCCUUGUUGGCAGGAUGAUGGGUCAUGUGUUGUCGUUCGGCCGCUCCCUGGUGAGGAGGAAGGUAGUGGACCUCAACAGUCUGGAGGACUCCAAGCUGUGCCGUUGCCUGGGUACUGUGGACCUCAUUGCCCUGGGCGUAGGCAGCACCCUGGGGGCUGGGGUCUAUGUCCUGGCUGGAGAGGUGGCCAAGGGAAACUCAGGCCCCAGCAUCGUGGUCUCCUUCCUCAUCGCUGCCCUGGCCUCUGUCAUGGCUGGCCUCUGCUACGCUGAGUUUGGAGCCCGUGUGCCCAAGACUGGCUCUGCCUACCUGUACAGCUAUGUAACUGUUGGAGAGCUGUGGGCCUUCAUCACUGGCUGGAACCUCAUCCUCUCCUAUGUGAUAGGCACCUCCAGUGUGGCCAGGGCUUGGAGUGGGACGUUUGAUGAGCUGAUUGGAGGACACAUUGAGACGUUCUGCAAGACCUACUUCAGUAUGAACUCUCCAGGCCUGGCUCAGUACCCAGACUUCUUUGCAGUCUGUCUCAUUCUACUUCUGUCAGGCCUCCUGUCGUUUGGGGUGAAGGAGUCAGCCUGGGUGAACAAGGUCUUCACUGCUGUCAACGUGCUGGUGCUCCUGUUUGUCAUCGUCUCUGGCUUCGUGAAGGGAGACCCACUCAACUGGAAAAUCUCUGAAGAAACUCUCAUCAAUGUCACCAUUGUCAAACGGAACCUGUCUGUGACUGCUAAUGUGACCAGUGAUUAUGGUGCAGGGGGGUUCAUGCCCUUUGGCUUCAGUGGGACCCUGGCUGGAGCUGCCACCUGCUUCUAUGCCUUUGUCGGAUUUGACUGCAUCGCAACAACAGGUGAGGAGGUAAGGAACCCUCAGAAGGCCAUUCCCAUCGGCAUUGUGGUGUCCCUGACGGUGUGCUUCCUGGCAUACUUCGGUGUGUCUGCUGCCCUCACCCUCAUGAUGCCCUACUACCUACUGGAUGAAAAGAGCCCCUUGCCCAUGGCCUUUGAGUACGUGGGCUGGGGCCCGGCUAAAUAUCUGGUGGCUGUGGGGUCACUGUGUGCCCUGUCAACCAGUCUGCUGGGUUCCAUUUUCCCUAUGCCACGUGUAAUCUAUGCUAUGGCAGAGGAUGGGGUGCUUUUCAAAGCCUUAGCCCGAAUCAAUCCUAAGACGAAGACCCCGCUUAUUGCCACAAUGAGCUCCGGUGUAGUUGCAGCGAUCAUGGCUUUCCUGUUUGACCUGAAAGCCUUAGUAGACAUGAUGUCCAUUGGAACCCUCCUGGCCUACUCCCUCGUUGCUGCUUGUGUACUCAUUCUCAGGUACCAGCCGGAUCUGCUCUAUGGAAAGCCAGGGUGUAACAGGGAGAAGGAUGGCCUGACAUCACCGGAAGGGGAGUCAGAGCUGACGGAGUCUGAGUCCCACAUCAACAUGCUGAAGGGAGGAGGUUCCACCCUGCAGACAGUGCUCAAACCUCCACUGGUACCCACCGAACAGUCCUCCUCUGUGGUCAACAUGGCGGUCUGCCUCUUAGUGUUGGUGGUGUGUGUGAUCAGUGCUCUGACCACCUACCAUGGAUAUGCAAUAAUUCGCAUGGAGACCUGGAUCCUGUGUUGUCUGGCCCUGUCCCUGGUGGUCUUCAUUGGCUGUGUGGUUCUCAUCUGUCAACAGCCUCAAACCAGCAGGAAGGUCUCCUUCAUGGUCCCACUCAUCCCAUUUCUCCCCAUCCUGAGUAUAUUUGUCAAUGUUUACCUCAUGGUCCAGCUGAGUGGAGACACCUGGAUACGCUUCUCCAUAUGGAUGGCUGUGGGUUUCCUAAUCUACUUUGGCUACGGAAUGUGGCACAGUGUGGAGCGCCAGCGCAGGCUCCAGGACUCCCUCAGCAGCAGCGCCAAGCAGGAGGAGAAGAAGAAGACCAGCCAGUGUUAAAGACAGACCAGGGAUCCACACAGACUCUAGAAGGUCACCUGGUGACCCCUGCCCCAGCCAGGACACAGACAUGCUAUUCCUAGAUACACUACAGAUUUAGGAUCUUAAUUUGAUCACUUUUGUUGCUGAGGAUAUUCCUGAACCGCAGGAAA
Messenger RNA from Coregonus clupeaformis (lake whitefish), 2325 nucleotides. RefSeq names its product solute carrier family 7 member 2 (gene slc7a2). Gene Ontology annotation, cellular component: plasma membrane. The transcript has 12 exons. Bases 272 to 2173 code for a protein of 633 amino acids. Gene Ontology annotation, molecular function: amino acid transmembrane transporter activity. Gene Ontology annotation, biological process: amino acid transport; transmembrane transport. Lineage: Eukaryota; Metazoa; Chordata; Actinopteri; Salmoniformes; Salmonidae. The record is from RefSeq and is a predicted model, not a curated record.